Molecule: messenger RNA, 534 nt
Organism: Limanda limanda (common dab)
Lineage: Eukaryota; Metazoa; Chordata; Actinopteri; Pleuronectiformes; Pleuronectidae
Product: thialysine N-epsilon-acetyltransferase-like
Exons: 6
Coding region: 1-525 (174 amino acids)
Molecular function (GO): N-acetyltransferase activity
Source: RefSeq, a predicted model, not a curated record
AUGGAUUUCAAAAUCCGCGCUGGGACCAAAGAUGACUGCAAAGACAUGUCAAGGAUGAUAAAGGAGCUGGCUGUUUUUGAAAAAAAGGGCCUGGACGAGGUGAAGACUUCCCAUGAAGAACUGGAGAAGGACGGGUUCUGCCAGAAUCCCUUCUUUGAAUUUCUCGUUGCAGAAGUUCCUGAGGAGCAUAAAUCCAAAGAGGGAUUCAGAGUUGUCGGCUACACCCUUUACUAUUACACCUUCAGUACAUGGAAGGGUCGGGCGAUGUAUAUGGAAGACCUGUAUGUGAUGGAAGAAUUCAGAGGAAAGGGUAUUGGCGGGGGUCUAAUGAGCAAAGUGGCAGAGAUGGGGAAAAAGAAUCUGUGCGUGCGGUUGCAGUUUUCCGUGUCUGACUGGAAUACUCCUGCUAGAGAGUUCUAUGCUGCUAAAGGAGCUCAGGACAUCACUGAGAAGGACGGCUGGCACUUUAUUCGUUUUGAAGGACAGGAGUUCGACGAUUUAGCAGAAAGUGCACCUAAAGAUUAGUUGUUUUAC